AUGGCGUCUCUGCUGGCGAGGCAGGCGCUAUGGGUGCCAGUGGUGAAGCACAACCCGACGUUUGUCGAGCAAGUUCACAAGUUUCUGCAAAUCAGCCCCAUCACCUCCCUUACCGCGGCUGCCAUUGGGCUGAAGCUGGAGGAGGUGCGGGUUGCGCUGGAGCCAGAUGCACGGCACACCGACAAGAUGGUUGCGUCUAUGAUGGCGUUCCCGGUCCAGAUCUCGGGUGCGGCGUGCGACUCGGUGCUCGAACAGCAGCAACGUCGCGAGCUCUCUUUCGGGUUCGCGACUUCCAUGUGCGACUCGUGCAACACAAUCCACCUGAUAGAGCGACUGUUGCCAGCGUCCCACUCGCAUGUAUCCGUCAGCAUUCAGUCCAACUGCAUGCGCAACCUUCGGGAAGGCGAAAAGCUGCUGGUGGUGAGCACCAUCGACAAGAUGGGAAAGCGUCUCGUGUACUGUAAGACGGAUUUUUUCGUUGAGGUGACAGAGCCAGUGCCAGAGGAGGUGGUGCAGCGCGAGCGGAACAUCAAGACGUUAGCGGAGUUGCGGGUGGCGUUAAUGCACUACGAGAAGGCUGUGUCGGGGGCACACGUCAAACUAAUCAUAGCAGAGCGCAAGCUCAGCUAA
Messenger RNA from Leishmania braziliensis MHOM/BR/75/M2904, 630 nucleotides. RefSeq lists its product as hypothetical. The record is from RefSeq and is a predicted model, not a curated record. Lineage: Eukaryota; Euglenozoa; Kinetoplastea; Trypanosomatida; Trypanosomatidae. The transcript has a single exon. The coding region runs from base 1 to 630 and encodes 209 amino acids.